Molecule: messenger RNA, 4194 nt
Organism: Trypanosoma brucei brucei TREU927
Lineage: Eukaryota; Euglenozoa; Kinetoplastea; Trypanosomatida; Trypanosomatidae
Product: GTPase activating protein, putative
Exons: 1
Coding region: 1-4194 (1397 amino acids)
Biological process (GO): activation of GTPase activity
Molecular function (GO): GTPase activator activity
Source: RefSeq, a predicted model, not a curated record
AUGCUGGUCGCCACAGCGUCCGUUACAUCUCAUGGCUGUGCCACCGAUCUUUCGACGAAGACAAGAUCAGCGUCCGUCACGAUGGAAGGUGAAAGUGUUAGGAGUGACGAACGGCAUCACGUUAACGUGAGGGGAGAUGAGAGCGAAGGUGUUAGUGUGUCUCUACUUUCCACACGUCACACGGUUCACGCUCUCAACAAGCAGUCAUCCAGCGCGUGGGUGACGACAAAGCUAGUAGAGCAAUGUGUCACGGGCUACCGAGAUGCACUCUUGGUCAUUCGGGAAUAUGGACACCGGGUUGAGGGAGAAGGUCUGCAUCUGCGGUUGCAACUUGGUGAGGCCCACCGCGAACUUCAAAGUAAAGGUGGGCUGGGGGCCUCUGUUACGCAUAUUGUCGAGAAGCAGCUCUCGGAACAUUUGAUGCAGAACGGUAACGCGAACAUCUCUCCCCGUUCCGAGUCCUUACGACACCGUCAGAUUUUGCGCGACAUGAAACACCUAGCACACGGGCUUUUAAUACCUCUCGAUAUCUUCCGGCAUCAGCACAACUGGCUGUUAGUGCAAGAGGAUGUCCAACUAAGUCUGGCCGAUCGACUCCGACACUACCGUGUGGUGGUGCGACAGGCUCCACCACCCGCUUUAGUGGAACGCCUCUGGUUUGACCUCUGGGCGCUUUUGGGCGCAGCGUGGCGGCAGCGCGGACGGCUUCUAGGAGUUUAUGCGGAGGGUGUUCUUCCAGUUAACGUGGAUGGUGGCACCGCAGUUGUUCCACCGUCAGUUUUGAGCCCCCCAUCGCACCGUGAAGCCUAUCGUGAGGGGCAACGUGAAUACCGCUCCAAGCGGAUGGAGGGAUCGCCGGCCAGUGGGGUACCGGCGGAUGCCGACGAUUGUUACGCAUUUGGCCCAAUUACGCCACAUCGAGUGGGAAUCAUGCCAUCGCGCCACUACACCAUCCGAUGGCCACUCAUGUCAAUUUUACGUUCCCUGCGUGUGCGUGUGGCUGGCAAGAAACCGGGGUCGGAGUCCGGAAUAAGGAUUGCAAUGUCAGCAGGGUCACUAGGGGAACCGAAGGAUGACCACCAAGAGGAAUCUGACAAAUGUGCACAGACCUCUCGUGGGUCUGAUUUCUUUUCUCCGAGGGUGUCUUGCGGGUCCGUUGGUGGUAGCUCACAGGAAUAUCCUGCUGCCUUUUUUGACCUAUCGUCAGAAGAUAUCGAAACGUGCCGUGUGCCAUACUUGUCCCCAGAGUGCUUCACACAAAGGUUUCGUAGCGCUGGAUGCCAUUCGAGUGAACCAGUGGAAGUUUCUGUGUCUCAUCGGUUCUCUGAUGAUGUCUGGAACAUAGCCGUCCUCACCAUAGAAUUUAUGUUGACUAACUUUCCCCUCGAACAAAGUUGCUGCCACCACGCGAGUUACCAAGGUUUCAGAACAAGUUUUAUAUUCGAUGAUAUUAUUGAGUUGCUCGUAGUAUAUCACAACAUACCGCUUAGAGCCGCGCAAAACUUCGUUUACGCAGCAUUGCACGAGCUUUCACUGCUCGUGUCGGGGGUUGAACAAGUUGGUGUAGAUUCAGGUGAAGGUAGCGUACUGACUCCGCGCUGCCUGGCCCAGCAAUGGAAGGACUAUUUAAGUGAAACGUGUAGUAACAGUACUGUGCUGCGGGAGGUGGUGACAAACGGUUUGCUAUGGCUGCGCCGUGAGCGGUGGGAGGUUUUUCAAACUGUUCACUCUCUUGACGAUUAUAAGGAGGGAGAGUGUGGCAACGGGAGCAACGGGUGUAUCGGGGGUGACGACAACGAGAAGAAUACCAGCAGCCGGUACGGGGACGGUGCAGCGAAGAGGGUAUUGGACACUUUGGUAAGCCCUUAUCUGCCGCUGAAUCCGGCUCUCUGUUCCGCUGUGUUACGGGAAGGCGGGGAGGCAUCUCAAGGCUCACUUAGCAUCACGGGUUCGAUUCAGCAGUGGUGUGAAAAAGAGGAUGCGUUUUGGCAUACGCAAUUUGAUGAUCUACAAUCGACGGUGCAGAAAUGGAGGAAGUGUAUUGAACGCUACACGGUGCUCGGUGGUAUGAGCGGUAAAGGUAAUGAGGCGAGGCAAACUGUUCUUUUCAAGCGUCUCGUUCGGGUCGUACGAUCGGUGCUGCAGCUUCAACUCGAGAAGGUAAAGGCUGGUGAUCAAACCAAGACCAUUCUCCUAAGCAGUGACAGGGAAUCCCGCCGUAUGCAGCGGGGGGAGGUCCUGAGUCAUGCUGUGCAACAGGAGCUUUUGCGUGGCUUAACGGAGCGUGGUGCUCUUUUUAUGCACAUUUUGGAUCUUGUGCCGAAUCAAUUCGUACCCACCAAUUCCACCGUUGCAGGUGAUGCCCUCACCAGGGUGGUUCCGUUUUGCGGUGUCUUUAUGUCCAUCUCGCACACUCUUUCGCAGCUGGAGAAGGACAUGGCUCAACUUACUGAGUUGUCACCAGCGUCGACGGCGCCCUUCCGUGCCCUUGACACCAUUUUGGGAGUGGAGUACAACGCUGCACGUGUGACACACUUAUCGGCCUGUCAGUUGAAUGAGGAGGCGGAUGAGGGGAAAUUGAGUAUGUUAGAAAAUGUUAGGUCUGUCAUUCGUCAGUUAGACCUCGACCUGAAGAUGCAGGUGAAACUGGUGAAAGAUAUGAGGUGUCUGAUGUGCACCAGCGUUCCCGUGGAAACGCGUGCUUCGCUCGUGCGACAGUACUUACUUCGCACCCAGGCGGCACAUGGGACUGUAGAGGUUCCUAUUCCAGCUACUCUUCGUGGUGAGAUAUGGGCCGUCCUUCUGUUGGUGUCCCCGGAACCUGAGGAACGAGCGUCUAGAUAUUUUGCGCUGGACACGGCGCGACCAACGCCGUGCAACCGUCAGUUAUCUGUCGACAUCCCACGUUGUCAUCAGUAUCACCCACUACUGGCAUCAUCAGAUGGUCACGAACGAAUGUGGCGUAUCAUCAAGGCGUGGUUAUUGCUGAAUCCCGAGCUGUCGUACUGGCAGGGGUUGGAUAGCGUCUGUGCUGUUCUGCUUGCCGCGUCUUUCCACGAUGAGCCUCUUGUUUUAGCUCAGUUGCAGGAACUGACGCACAACUACAUACCGCACGACUUGGCAUCCAGAGAGACAGAUCUGCCACAGAGUAUGGCUGGAAAGUUCCAGUUGUUCGCUGUGCUUCUGCGUUACUGUGAUCCGCAACUUGCCACUCACCUCCUCGACACAGUUGAGUGCGGUCCCGAACUAUUUGCGGUUGGAUGGUUUCUCGCGCUUUUUGCACACGGCUUACCAAUGGCGAAAGUGUUUCUUUUGUGGGAUUUCCUCUUCGUGUAUGCUGCCGUUUUCCCACACUGCCUUGCUGUCCUUUGCCUUGCCGUUCUGUUGCAGCACCGCGAGCAGUUGAUGUCGCACGACUUCUCUGUAUGUGUGGGCGCGCUCAGCCGUGCGAGGGAUAUUGAAGUGCGGAUCGUGUUGUAUAACGCCUCACUAUUGCUGCGAAGCACACCGCCGCUAGUCGGGGGACCGUGCGCUCCCACAGGCCAGCCCCACAGUAGCAGCAACUCCGUGCCACGCAUGAGGGUGCGGACACUUCUUCAGGCAUUUCGCCGCGUCCCUUUCGAUGAAACGCCGUAUGGGGAAGAGUGGACCCGCAACGGAUUAUUCCUCGUGGAUCUACGGGAAACGAGGGGUGGUACAGCAAGCCUUGAGCUGGAAGGAGAGGAGCAGAUGUGGUCAACGCAGCGCGAAACGGAGGAGCGUGUUGUUGGAGCUCUGCUCUUUCCACUUGUGUCUUGCCAGCAGGACGGUGCGGAAAUAGAUGUGAUGCAGCAGGAGCUUCAAGGGCGGUUGGCUGUGCAAUUGGCUUCUGAACUCUUAUCACAAACACGUAACAUCGCUUUAGCAGCCGUUCCACCGGUACCGUCGUCGGGGUCGCGACCGAGCGCAGGGAUGAGACAGUGUGAAGAAAAUCCUGCCGCUGGAACACAGCCAGAGGUCAUUGCGAAACACUCAGAAUGUCCUCAUAUUGUACUUUUUACACAUUCUUCGAACCUAUGUGAGGUGGCCACUUCAGAGUUGCUUGCGAGGGAAUUAAUGCGUUGCGGUGCACCACAUGUUUCAAUUUUGCUUGGCGGCUUUGUACAGUUGAAGCGGGAGGCAGCUGAUCUCAUUGUGGAAAUGGUCCCUACUUGA